This is a messenger RNA of Mugil cephalus (flathead mullet), 684 nucleotides long. Its product is annotated as lymphocyte antigen 6 complex locus protein G6d-like. The record is from RefSeq and is a predicted model, not a curated record. Bases 116 to 502 code for a protein of 128 amino acids. Lineage: Eukaryota; Metazoa; Chordata; Actinopteri; Mugiliformes; Mugilidae. The transcript is spliced from 3 exons.
AAAAUCUCUGCCAGUGUCUCCUGGCAGUCACACUUGAUUGAGAGAGGUAUAAAGACCUUUUCAGUAAUCUGUUUUCAAACGGUUCAAUAGACCUUUAAUAAUAGCUGCGAGAACAAUGAACAACUUUUGGAAAGCAGUGAUCGUCCUGAGCGCCGCUAUUGCAGCAGCUCAAUGCCUGACCUGCCGCGAGUGUACCAUCGGUGUACUUGGGUCAUGCCUGUUUCAAAGUGACGUCAGCUGCAACAAUCAAACAGAGAGCUGCUACAGGGGAGAUGCCCAGUUCAACGUUACGGGGACCAUUUCCCUGCACACCCGCGGCUGCCUGAACAGAAACCUGUGCAACCGUACGGUGACUAGUUCCAUCUUGGGCGCUAGCUACACCAGCGACUUCAGGUGUUGCGAAACCGACUUGUGUAACGGGGCCACCUCCGUUCAGCUCCCUCUGGCCGUGGCCCUCUGCGCCGCCCUCUUGUCCUCUGUCUGGGGCUUCUCGGAGUUUUAGCACCAUGUGAGCGGCCUCAUUUCCCCCCCAAGAGGAUUUUAACUCCACUUUCUGCACUGAUUCUUAAACUAAUCAACAUUUUGUGAUGUCUCUUACUCACAUUGAAAUUAAUUAAUCAAUCAACAGUAUCAAUUUUAGCAUCGUUUGUCAUCUUAAAAUAAAUAAAUGACUUAAAAAAAAAA